CUUCAAGACAGCGAGCUUGCCUGGAUUUAAGUGUUCUAGCAGGGAGCCAAGAUGGGAAUAAAGGAAAUGCUGAACUGGGCGAGGGUGCCCUCCAUCCUCCUGCUCGGGCUGGUUUAUGUGGCCUAUGUGCUGAUCGGCGGUGUUGUUUUCUGGAAAAUGGAGGGAGAUCUUGGCAAGAAAGACAUCAGUCAGCUACUCUUGAACAAAAAGACGCUGCUUCUGAGGUACACCUGUCUGAACCAAGAAGGUCUGGAGGAAGUAGCUGAGGUUGUUCAAGCAGCGUCCAAGGUGGGACUUAGUUUGAAAGGCAACUAUACCUCGGAUGGCUUCUGGAAGUUCACCAGCUCAGCUGUGUUUGCUGCCACUGUGGUCACAACUAUAGGUUAUGGGAACAUGAGUCCAAGCUCAACUGCUGGCCAGAUAUUCUGUGUGUUCUUCGCACUAUUUGGUAUCCCACUCAACUUGGUGGUGCUCAACAGGGUGGGCAAGUACAUCCUUGCUAUAGAGAGGAACGUCUCUGACUUCCUUGAGGGGAAGACCAAGCGAAGGACGUGUACCCGCUUUUUUGUCCACCUGGUGUCUUACCUGUGUGGAGCAGUGCUCUUCUUUGUUGUGCCCAUGGUUGUGUUCCAACUGCAGGAGGGCUGGACCUUCUCCCAGGCCAUUUACUACUGCUUCAUCACCCUCAGCACCAUCGGCUUUGGAGACUUCGUGGCAGACAGUAAUCCAGACAAAGUUUACCCAGAUUGGUACAGCGUCCUCAUGGCCUCCUGGAUCUUCUUCGGUCUGGCCUGGCUCGCCCUCCUCAUCAACCACUCCAUCGACAUCCUUGAGCGGCUCAACACGCACUUCAAAAUGCGGUGGGGUGGUCAGAAGCCAGAGGAGGAGCCUGGCAGUGCAGAGGGAGAAAACCCAGACACACAGGUGGAGGAGGAAGAGGAGAACAAGAAGCCUCCAAUAAUUCAGUAAAAAAAAAGGUGACGAUUUCAGAAAGCUUAACUUAGUUAUAGUCUGUAAAUCAGGACACGGAAAACAGACGUAAACUAUUGGAUAAUGUUGAGCCAUGGCAGGGUGUGUGUGUAUGUGUUUGUACAUGUGCAUGUGUGUGUGUUAUAAGACUGUAAAUGUUGGGAGUGUGAUACUGCUGCUAAAUUAUUGACUCAUUUUUGUUGAGUGAGGGUUUUUUUCCCCACAUUGUAAAUAUGUGACUCAUUAUUGAGUGCUUGUUAAUGUACUUGAUUUGAAAAAAACUCUGGGAUAAGUGUAAGGAUACUAGGUCAACACUUACUUUGCUCCAUGUAUAUGUCUAUGGGUUAGUGGUCAGGAUAAACUGCAGUCAGUGUUAUCUGUUGCUCUUGUGUGUUGCUAAUGACCACAAACCAAGUCAUUUGCAAACUUCGAGUAGCAAUUUGCAUUUGACUGUGUGAGGGAUAGAAUAGCCCAUGCACCACCUAUUGACUGUUGAUGCCCAAAAUAAAGACUUCUGUCAACUAAUAAUAUCUUAAUGUACCAAAUCCAAUUAUACUAGUAUAUUGAAACCAGAUUAGUGUUUUAAAUGUGUACUUUAGGGAAGCCCAUAAAUGCUGAGAUUAUCUUUGCAUCCACUAGGUGUCGUUGCAAUACUAGUGGAGAAGUCAAGCCAGAGGAAAAGCAGCAAACACUCACUGUAUGUCAAUGUAUACUGUAAUAAUAUAGACUUACCAUAUAAAUCACAUCCUCACAGUCAAUGUAUUCAUACUCUUCAUAUGUUUCUGUCUCAGUGUAUCAGCUCUUAACAAAAUAUAUCAUGCAACUUCUGUUGAAUUUAAUGUAUUUUCCUUAUUGCAUAAUUAAAUAAAAGUGUACAGUCGUGAUUUAAAUA
Molecule: messenger RNA, 1861 nt
Organism: Eleginops maclovinus (Patagonian blennie)
Lineage: Eukaryota; Metazoa; Chordata; Actinopteri; Perciformes; Eleginopidae
Gene: kcnk17
Product: potassium channel, subfamily K, member 17
Exons: 5
Coding region: 52-969 (305 amino acids)
Biological process (GO): potassium ion transmembrane transport; stabilization of membrane potential
Cellular component (GO): plasma membrane
Molecular function (GO): potassium ion leak channel activity; outward rectifier potassium channel activity
Source: RefSeq, a predicted model, not a curated record